UCCACCUUUUAUUUUUUAAAGGUCUCAACCCAUACACGCCUACGCUUUCCACACCUCUCUCUCAAUUCCAAAAUGGAAUCGAGUCUGUCUUCACUGCACGAGCCUCACCAUUUCUCUCAUAACCUAACCUUUCGAACCCUAAACCCCAUACUGAAUCGCCGGAAUCUCAACCUAGGGUUUCGAACCAAUUCCACAGUCUCCGUUUCCGUCUCCAGCUCAUUCUCCAAAACCGAACCGAUCACCUCCUCCACACCCGAACCGGCCGCGAGCCCGGUCUACACUCCCACACCUCCGAACCGGGACCUCCGGACCCCUCACAGCGGGUAUCAUUUCGAUGGAACUGCUCGGAAAUUCUUUGAGGGAUGGUACUUCAAGGUUUCGAUUCCGGAACGGAGGCAGAGCUUUUGCUUUAUGUACUCCGUCGAGAAUCCGGCGUUCCGUAAGAGACUGACGCCGUUGGAGUUGGCUCAGCACGGACCUAGAACCACCGGAGUCGGAGCUCAGAUUCUCGGCGCGGGUGACAAGUACAUUUGCCAAUACAGUGAAGAAUCUAGUAACUUUUGGGGAAGUAGGCAUGAGCUUAUGUUGGGGAAUACUUUUGUCGCAGAAAAACAAUCAAAGCCUCCAAACAAGGAGGUUCCUCCUCAGGAAUUCAAUAAGAGAGUAGUGGAAGGUUUUCAAGUAACUCCACUUUGGCACCAGGGUAUUAUUCAUGAUGAUGGCAGGACAAAUUAUGCGGAAACUGUGCCGACCGCACGUUGGGAAUACAGUACCCGUCCAAUUUUUGGGUGGGGUGAUGUUGGCUCCAAGCAGAAGCCUACUGCUGGAUGGUUAGCAGCUUUUCCUGUAUUUGAACCCCAUUGGCAAAUAUGCAUGGCUGGUGGAUUGUCAACAGGUUGGAUAGAGUGGGAUGGUGAAAGAUACGAGUUUCAAGAUGCCCCUUCUUAUUCUGAAAAGAACUGGGGUGGAGCAUUCCCAAGAAAAUGGUUCUGGGUCCAGUGUAAUGUUUUUGAAGGGGCUAGUGGAGAAGUUGCUCUUACUGCAGGUGGUGGGUUGAGGCAAAUACCUGGGUUAUCAGAGACUUUUGAAAACGCUGCCCUGAUUGGAGUUCACUGUGGUGGAAAGUUUUAUGAAUUUGUACCAUGGAAUGGUGUUGUUAGUUGGGAAAUCGCUACUUGGGGUUAUUGGUCCAUGGCUGCAGAGAAUGAGACGCAUAUGGUUGAAUUAGAGGCAACAACAGAGGAUCCUGGUACAACAUUGCGUGCUCCAACAUCAGAAGCUGGACUUGCCCCAGCUUGUAAAGAUACUUGUUUUGGUGUGCUAAAAUUACAGAUGUGGGAACGUAGAUAUGAUGGCAGCAAGGGAAAGAUGAUAUUAGAUGUUAAAAGCAACAUGGCCGCAGUAGAAGUUGGAGGGGGUCCAUGGUUCAGUGCUUGGAAGGGAAAGACCUCUACUCCGGAGCUUCUUAAGCGGGCUAUAGGAGCUCCGGUCGAUGUAGAAGGGGCAUAUAAUUUGGUUCCACUAUUCAAACCCCCUGGUCUUUAGUAUCCUGUUCUUUGCCAUGUUGAAGGAAUGAAUCUACCUGUUGUUUUUUUAACUCUAGAACAAAGCAUGGACCAUGAUGAUGUUGGUUUGGUGUAAAUACAAUUGGCUCUUCAUUUUUUUC
Rosa rugosa (rugosa rose) is the source of this 1666-nucleotide messenger RNA. Its product is annotated as tocopherol cyclase, chloroplastic. The transcript is spliced from 10 exons. Lineage: Eukaryota; Viridiplantae; Streptophyta; Magnoliopsida; Rosales; Rosaceae. The coding region runs from base 73 to 1545 and encodes 490 amino acids. Gene Ontology annotation, molecular function: tocopherol cyclase activity. The record is from RefSeq and is a predicted model, not a curated record.